UGUUGCUGCGUACUGUAUUUUUUACAGCAGUGAUUUUUAACUGUUUUACUCAACCACUGAACCACUGCUAUUGUAAUUGCAUAGUCGUUGCUGUUUUAAGAUGGCAAAAAUAAUUUACAAGAAGUGGGGAAUAGUAAAAAAAAAAAGACAAACAGCACUUUAGUUGAAUUUACUGCCUAUAGUAGUAAGUGCCUAGAAGGAAUAAAGCCAAAAUUCUUUGUGUAGGACCAUACUGAAUUCCAUUUUUUUCCCUUUGCUUAUUUGCAUCAUGUUGAAUUGCAUCAUAUCGCAAGAAAUUGCACCAUAUUGUGUCGGAUUGCAUUGAUUUGAACUACAUGAUUAUCGUAUAUCGCAUCGUAUUGCCAGAAAAUUUAAUGUAUCGUUAAAGUAUGCUAUAGUUGGCAGUGCAUAGUACUGUGUAUCGAAUCAUCCUCAGUGCUGAGAUUCACACCCCUUGUAUAUCAAGGGAAAUUAGUAUUUUAAACAAUAACAAAAAUACAAUGCACAAAUGUUUCAGACAAACAUAACCUCAAAUGACGGCACUAUCAACAUUUGAAUAGGUGGUAUUGGAAGAAUCCAUAUUUGGGUAAUAGCACCGUCACUAGUACCGACGAGUAUGGUAUUGUAUACAUAUAGUACUCACUUUUGCCAGUGGAAACGUUAAUUUGGUGUUUUUAAAAUGAAAAGUGUUUCAUAUUCGGGUUACUUGGAAGACACUUUUAAAAAUUAACCUGUAUUUUUUAGUUUUGUGUUUUGUUAUGGUUUGUGGUUUAGUCUUUAGUUUAUAUUAUGUUACUAUAAUAGCUGUCAUUCAAAUACAAAGAUCUUUAUGAUGUAGCCUAUACAUACGGUAUGUGUGCUUUUAUUUAUUAGCAAUACGUGUCAUUUGAUUGGCCACAAACAUCUUUGAAGUAAAAGAUGAAAAUGAGUCAGAAAAAUGAGCAGCAGGAAACAAAAGUGUUUCUGGAUGACAAUUUUUGACCAAAACGAGCAACAAAUUACUUGGAUGCUGCUUUAUCUUACUGUUUUUUUUGUUUUUUUUUGCAUAUUUUAAUAUAUGUAUCUUGUAGUAUAUUGCUUAGUUAACGUUGUGUUCUUACGACGGGUUAUUGUUUUUGUAUUUUAUUUGUAUUUUGGAGCAACGUGUGACUGCAGAGUUCAUGUGUGAACAAGAUGCUCAACUUUCUCUUGCGGUGCGUGUCUCCAUUGUUGAUGGUUGCAGCUCUAACACAGGCUGUUGAAAGCCAACAGGUUCCAACAGAUCCAGAGCCCUCAGCGCCACUUCCUGUUUAUCCCUCAGUCAGCCUCCAGGUGCUCAAUGUGGACCAUGUCCUUCUGAGGCAGGACAGUCCUGGGUCGCAGGGGAACUCCAGUCUGAAGACUCAAACUCAGACAUUCCUCAUCACUGAUCCAGGUCCCUGGGGCCUCCAGCCGGCUCUCAACGCAUCAUACGGACCGCUGACCUUGAAUGCCCCCAUUGCACCAGACCUGCUCCUUCGAGGCCCCAAAAUCCUGCCGUUCAUUUUAAGCCGCCAGGUUCGCUCCCCGUUGCCGGUUGUUAAGAUCCUCUUCCACAUGCCUGGAGAAGGUGAGGUCGGGAUGAGAAAAGAAAAGGACGAAGCUCACUGUGUCACGGCGUACGCCUUUUGGGGGACGAGGGAAGUCCGCGGGGCAUGUCUGGUGUCUCACGGUGGCUUCUGUGUGGCGCAGCUAAGACCAGAACCAGCAUGGUUCAACGCGGUCACUCAAGAGAUGGUAAGAGGUGACUCCACAAAGGGGCUCCAUGGGAACGUUGUGGAGGUCUACUUCCAGAGUCGAAGGGAUCGGACCAGACUGUGUGUGCCUCAGGAUAGCCUGCAAAGAUUUGGGAGAGGCGGGGCUCGCGAUGGGACAGGAACGCCAAUGAGAAGGAUAGGAAGCGUGAAGCUGCUUCAAGGUCCACCUGGGAAGCCUCCUUUUUUGCGCCUAAACCUGGGGGGCGCUAUGAUGGUGCAGACUUCCCCCAAGCCCCUGAAGACUAACGAUACGGCGACUUUUAACAUCUUCCUGACAAGCCCGUCCACUUUGGAGAGUUUCACACUCAGGACAACAGCGAAAUCAGGACUGGUGUUCAGCACGGUGCGACCCAGUGACGGGGCAUUAUGGGAUGUCAAGGUGGAGCCCGGCAGAGUCGUCAUACCCAACACCGUGUCUUUUAUGUGCCGGCGGAAGGUCCUCACUGCAAAGAGGGGUCUUGUGGAGGUUGUCCAAGUGGACUUUGUGGUAAAGGACGUCUCAGAGCAGGCCGAGGCUCACGUUAUCUCCUGGCGACUGGAUCAGCCGGGGAACGUCAGGAAUGAGGGCCAGAUGCAGAUCUAUACCAGCCUCAGAGAGUAUGCGGGGCUGGCCCCUCUGGUCAUGAGCUCCAACCUGUUGAAUACUGCAGCAUUGACUGGUAAAAUGGUGAAAGUACCUGUGAAAACUUUUGCUGUGUAUGCCGACGGCUCCGUCACCGACGUGAGCAGCUUUGCCACCUGCAGGUCCACCGACCAAGAGGUGCUGAAGGUGUCUGAGCGCUGCGACUACCUUUUUGUGACGGGCAGGGAGUCCAGAGGGAAGCGCAGACUGUUGAUCAAAUUCAUGCACACUUUUCUGAGCGCGCAGCUGGAGAUGAGCGUCUGGAUACCCCGACUGCCACUCACCAUCGAUGUGGCCGACCCUGAACUCAACCAAAUCAAGGGCUGGAGAGUUCCCAUUACAACCAGCAACCACAAGCCCAUUUGGAAUAGCGAAGAGGAGGAGGAGGAGAUGAGGAAAGGCAGGGGUUGCAUGCUGCAGUUUCAGCACUCCACACUCAGGGUGCUCACACACUUUGUGGCCGAGGCCGACUUGGACACGCUGCUAUCCGGGGGGAAGCCUGUUGAUUACCUCCUCGGUCCUGAUUGGCAGGUGGACGUGACCAAUCUAGUGCGCUAUACUCUAAAAGUGGCGGACCCAGAGGUGGCCAGGGUUCAGCACAGAGCGGUGCUACAAGGGCGGGCUGUGGGCCGCACCACUGUGCAGGUGAUCUCCCCCCUCACAUCGUCGGUCCUGGCCGAGAGGAGCGUCACAGUGGUGGACGAUAAAGUCAGCGUUACGGAGCUGGGGGUGCAGCUGGUGUCGGAAUUCUCGCUGUCCCUGCAGCCCAGCCCGGCCAUUAACAGUGCCAUCAUUGCCAUGGCAACUAUCCAAGAGACCGUCAUGCAGGUUAAUCAGGAAGCCUUCGUCAGCUGCUGGGUCCAAUUCAGCGACGGCGCCGUCGUCCCCCUGACCAUCUUCGACCGCAGCGUCUACUCCCUAAGUGUCACCACGCCGGACGAGGCCGUGGCCACCGUCCGACGCAGCCCGCUGUCCACGUUUGUGGUGGCGCGGGGCGAAGGCGGUGGAAAAGGGGCGCUGGUCAACGUGGAGCUGCGGAUCAGCGAGGAAUGCCAGAAGUCCAGGAGGAAGAGCAAGCUGGCAGUCGGCACGGGACUGUUGCGGAUCGACUUCCAGGGCAGAGGCCCGGCCGGUGUCGAGACAAAUAACGGGGGUGCGGCGGAAAUGGUGGGAGAAGUGAAGUCGACGGUGACGACACGUCAGGUGCCGACUGAAACGAGCACAUUGUUCAGCACCACGGUGCAGUCGGAUGUCGCUCAGACUUCUCAGCUGACGGUCACGCCUCCGACAGUUGAAAGCUCCUUGAGUACGACCAAACGUAGCGAUACCACACUUGGGGUGUUUGAUAAAGAAGAAGGACAGAAGAGGAACUUUGGCAACAUGCUGGACAACCCAAAUUCCACGCCAAACAAAGCGGACGUUGCAUCCAAGCAAGAGCCUCCUAAAUCCCCGAAAUUCAUCGAAAGCGACCUAAUACGCACAUUUCGAUCCUUGUCCGACUUGGAAAUCUGUAUUUAUUCCUUGGUGGGGGUGUUGUGUAUCGCCAUCUUUGGUUUUUUGCUGAACUGCGCAUCCCAUCGGUUCUGUUUCCGCAAUCAAAAAACCCCCAAAAAUCCUCCGGGGGUGGCACCCCCUCAAGUGUCAACGCUCACCCGCAGCACCCCGAGAACCCUGCCCGCUGUCAACCACCCCGCCGCCGCCGAAAGAACCGCCACCUUGGGCCGCAGCCGAACCAGCUCCCAGCAGCACCUGCACAGGAAGGUGGUGGACCCCAUGGCCAACCGCUCAGCCACCCUGCUGGCCAGGCCGCACCGCAGCGAGCCCCUGCACUCGCCCACCAGUAAGAGGAACCAGGUGCAGCUCACCACCUUCACCACGCUGGACAUCAAGCACUUGGCGGCGCUCAAGAAGAACGGCGUGGACUUUCACUGGACCAAUCAGCAACUGCAAGCGCAGCAGCAGCCGCCACCACCCCCGCCGCCGCCGCCCCCUGUUGGGCCCCAGAUCCCAUUACCUGACAUGCCGUGGCCUGUUGUUAAACCCCUUGGAGAGACUCAGUAGUGUUUAUCCACGUGAAAACCAUUUCUAUACUCCUACUAUGAAACACAUGCCGAUGCAGUAUACGUGGGAGAUAUUAUUUUUUGGAAGUAAUGUCUUCUCUUUCUUUUUCAAGGUUCCUAAGAAUACUGAUGGACUUUGUCCAAUUGGCUACAUUUCUUAUGUUCUUUUUAGCAAUAUAAUGUACAUGAAAAGUAUGUGUUGGAAAUGUAAUAUCUGCCCAUGAACCUGAUUCUUUUAAAAAAAAUAUAUAGUGUAUGUAUUUAUACCACUUUGGGGACAAAGCAUGGGUUUUCAAAAUGUGAGAGAGUGAGACUCCCCUUAAACAAUUUCAGGCAUGUUGGCUAUUCAAAUUCCAGUAAAGGUUUUUAAGGACAGGGGUAAUGUGUUCACAGUAGCGGAGUUCUGAAUAUAUUGCAGUUUAUUAAGGGUUUUGGAUGUUGUACCAUACAGAAUACUGUUACAGUAGUCGAUCCUGGACGGGAUGAAUGCAUGGAUCAGGGAUUCAGCGGCAGAGAACGCAAGUGAUGGACGGAGUCAGGCUUUGUUCUUAAGAUGAAAAAAAUGCAUUUUGUGAUGUUUUGGAGACCAAUGAUGAUAAUAUUUGUUUUGUCACUGUUGAGUUUGAGGAAGUUGUGUUCCAUUCAAGUUUUGACGUCGGUUAAGCAGUUGGUGAGGGUGGAGUAGAUGUUGGAGUUGAUGGAGGUGGUGGAGAUGUAUAACUGAAUAUCAUCCGCAUAGCUGUGGAAACUGAGGCCAUGAUGACGGAUGAUGUUACCAAGUGGGAGGAUGUCGAGGAUCAAGAGGAGAGGACCAAGCACCGAACCUUGGGGAACACCUUGAGGUCAAGGGGCUAUGGAGGAGGAGCAGCUACCGUUGACAAUCUGUGAGGUAUGACUGGAAGCGAGACAGUAGGAUAGAGUGGCUGAUGGUGUUAAAAGCUGCGGUGAGGUCUAGGAGGAUGGAAAGAUGGCCAGAGUCGGAGGAGAGAAGUAAUAUGUCUUACGUUUGAGUUAUUUUGCAAUAAAAACACUUCAUUUAAGCAACAGAGCGUCACAAUUGAAAAAAUGAUUUGGAACAUAUCAUGUAAGACUAAAAGCAAUUCUUCCUCUUUAGUUAUCUGGAGUGCAUUACUUUGCUGCUAGAGUGCAGGAAAUAACAAGUGCAAACUCUACUGCAUUUUUUGUUCCUCAGGGUAGGGGUGUCCAAACUUAGCCACUCGUUGGUCUUUUUUCCACAUCCUAGUUGUUUUUUUUCAUUUAUUAUAUUAUUAAAUAUAAAAUAAUAUAUUCAAUAUUAUAUAUUAAAUAUUUAUAUUUUGUAAUUAAAUAAACUUUUCCUCUUAUAUUAUGACCUUAUUCCCAAAAUAUUAGAACAUUUCCCCAACCUAAUUUUACCAUUGUUGUUUAUGACUUAAAAUAAAAUAAAUAUAUUUUUAAAAAAUUAUAUAUUAUAUAUACAAAUAUAUACAAAAAUUUUAAACUUGAUUUUGUUUAGUUUCUCAUCAUAUGACUUCAAACGAAUGUAUUUUUCCUCUCAUAUUUCAACUCUGUACUACUAAAAUGAAUUUUUUUUUAAUCACAUUACGUGUUUAUUCCCGUAAAAUUGUGACCUUUUUUAAAUUUAGAAGAUGAUGUUUCUCUCUAAUAGUUUGACUUUAUUCUUGUCAAAUCACAGCUGAUUUGUCCAUUUCGCUUGUUUUUUUUCUUGUUUUUAAAAAUGUAUUCCUAACUAUUUCAACUUGCUUCUUGAAAAUGUUCUUCUAGUAAUGUUAUGACUUUAUUUGCAUAAUAUCCCGACUUUAUCCCCAUAAUUUUAGAACGUUUUCCUUUGCGAUGAAAAAUUAUGUAUUUUCCUCAUAAUAUUGCAAUCUUAUUCUUUUUUUAUUCUUACUUUUUCUUGUUAGAAUACAACUUUUUGGUCUAUGUAUUUGACUUAUCAUUCUCAUAAUAUAUUAUUUUUUUGCAACCCAAAUUUGCAAAAAUUACAAGUUUAUAAUUUUUUUCCUUUUAGUACCAUGACUUUAACAAAAUAACGUAUUUCUGUAAUAUUUCAGCUUUAUCUUACUACAAUAUUAUUUUUCAUAAUAAGAAGCUAUUCUCUUAAAAAAUAGUACUUGUAUUUUGUUUGACUCCAACUAUUUUUCCUCUUAAUCAUUUUAAUUUAUUUUUUUCAAAUAAUACUGCUGAUUGUGCCACUUUUGCUGUCAUUUUCUUACUAAACUAUAUUUUUGGAAUGUGCUACGGGCCAAUAGAAAAACAGCCACGUGCCACAAAUAGUCCAGAGGGUACACUUUGGACACCUCUGCCUUCAGGGAAUUAUUAUUUUUAUUAUUAAGUUCUUAAUACCGCUUGUUGCUAUAAUCUAGUCUAUUUGUCUGCUACUAGACUGUGGGAUAAAAUCAAGGCACUUUUUGUUGUUGUUGUUAGCAGUGCAUCCCAAAGCUACCAUCCUCUCACUGAAUUUGUGUGCUACGAGAGUGCAGAAAAUAACCACAUUCAAACUGUGUUGCUUUGCAUUAAAAGGGCAUACUAAUAUACUGUAGACUGACUGAGUUAGUCUGCUACUAGAGUGCAGGAAAUACAUGGACAUGAUACUCUCUGUGGUGGGUUAUGGCUUCCAUUUUGAAAACCCCUGCUUUGGAGAAAGAAAUCAAAGAAUAAUAAUGAUCUUUUCUAUGUACAUAGAGUAUAAAUAUAUCAAAGCCUUUUAUCAUGUAGCAGUUUAUAUUAUUUUGAGAUGAAAAUGUUACAUGUGCUUCCUUGCUGAUAUUGCCAAUAAAUGUUUUUUUUUUUAUAAUGCA
Molecule: messenger RNA, 7258 nt
Organism: Doryrhamphus excisus (bluestripe pipefish)
Lineage: Eukaryota; Metazoa; Chordata; Actinopteri; Syngnathiformes; Syngnathidae
Source: RefSeq, a predicted model, not a curated record